This is a messenger RNA of Pneumocystis jirovecii RU7, 1163 nucleotides long. RefSeq names its product mannose-1-phosphate guanyltransferase. The transcript is spliced from 10 exons. Gene Ontology annotation, biological process: GDP-mannose biosynthetic process; cell wall mannoprotein biosynthetic process. Gene Ontology annotation, cellular component: cytoplasm. NCBI's taxonomy places the organism in Eukaryota, Fungi, Ascomycota, Pneumocystomycetes, Pneumocystales, Pneumocystaceae. The record is from RefSeq and is a predicted model, not a curated record. The coding region runs from base 1 to 1113 and encodes 370 amino acids. Gene Ontology annotation, molecular function: mannose-1-phosphate guanylyltransferase (GTP) activity; GTP binding.
AUGAAAGCAUUAAUUCUUGUCGGAGGGUAUGGUACACGACUACGACCACUUACUUUGACUUUGCCAAAACCUUUAGUUGAAUUUGGAAAUCGACCAAUAAUCCUUCACCAGAUCGAGGCUCUGGCAGCAGCGGGGGUGACAGAUAUCGUGUUGGCGGUUAACUAUUGUUCGGAAAUCAUGGUUUCGACUCUCAAACAAUAUGAACAACAAUAUCACAUUAGUAUAACAUUUUCCGUGGAAAAUGAGGUAUUGCAUCUAUUAACCGAUGUUUUUUUAGGUACAGCAGGCCCACUCGCACUUGCACGCAAUAUACUUGAAAAAGAUAAUUCCCCUUUCUUCGUACUCAACUCGGACGUUAUUUGCGAAUACAAUUUUACACAAUUUCUAUGUUUUCAUCAAUCUCAUAAAUCUGAAGGUACUAUUGCGGUUACAAAAGUCGAGGAACCUUCCAAGUAUGGCGUUAUCGUGAUGAAACCCUCCAGUUCAGAAAUUGAACGUUUCGUUGAGAAACCUGUAGAGUUUGUCAGUAACAAAAUCAAUGCGGGAUUGUACGUUUUUAAUACUUCUAUCUUGGAACGUAUCUCUUUGCGUCCAACAAGUAUUGAAAAAGAAAUUUUCCCAGCAAUGGCUAGUGAAGGACAAUUACACAGUUAUGAUUUAGAAGGAUAUUGGAUGGAUAUUGGACAACCAAAGGAUUAUUUGACUGGUACCUGCCUUUACUUGUCAUCUUUAGCCAAAUAUAAACCUUCUUGUCUUGACAAUACAAGUCCCUAUAUCUAUGGGGGAAACGUCAUUGUUCAUCCUUCAGCCAAAAUUGGCAAUAAUUGUCGCAUUGGACCAAAUGUUGUCAUUGGUCCUGACUGUAUUAUUGGCGAUGGAGUACGUCUUAAACGAUGUGUCAUUUUACAAGGCUCCAAAAUACGGAAUCAUGCAUGGAUUGAAAGUAGUAUUGUUGGAUGGAAUUCCACUGUAGGAAAAUGGGCACGUUUAGAAAAUGUUACUGUACUCGGUGAGGACGUAACGAUUAAGGAUGAAAUUUAUGUUAAUGGCGGGUCUAUUUUGCCACAUAAAAGCAUUGAUCAAAAUAUUGAGGUACCGGCUAUUAUCAUGUAAAUGCAGCACGGAAAAAUGUGUUUUUAUAUCAUACUGUAUUUUCAAACAAU